Molecule: messenger RNA, 719 nt
Organism: Conger conger (European conger)
Lineage: Eukaryota; Metazoa; Chordata; Actinopteri; Anguilliformes; Congridae
Gene: sf3b5
Product: splicing factor 3b, subunit 5
Exons: 2
Coding region: 162-422 (86 amino acids)
Biological process (GO): mRNA splicing, via spliceosome
Cellular component (GO): precatalytic spliceosome; U2 snRNP
Source: RefSeq, a predicted model, not a curated record
ACCGCAGUAAAGGAAGCCAUCUUCAGCUUUCCUGUUUAAGAUCUUGGUCAUCGUUUGUGGUACGUUUCUAGUAUCUUUUUUUGUGUUUUAACUGAAGAUAUAUUCUUGAACUUUUUUACAAAAUAAAUAUUAUUAAUAUAUUUUUCUGCCAAACGUCCAAUAUGACCGACCGAUACAACAUUCACAGCCAGCUGGAGCAUCUGCAGUCAAAGUACAUUGGGACUGGCCAUGCCGACACCAGCAAGUGGGAAUGGUUGGUGAACCAACACCGGGACUCUUACUGUUCCUACAUGGGACAUUUUGAUCUGCUCAACUACUUCUCCAUUGCUGAAAAUGAAAGCAAGGCCCGUGUACGCUUCAACCUCAUGGAGAAGAUGCUACAACCCUGUGGCCCUCCGGCAGACAAGCCAGAUGACGCAUAAAUCAUCUGAGGAGGGAUUAUUUUGUGGUGUAGUCAUCUGUUUCAGUGGCCUGAAAGGAUAGACAUUGUGAACAUAAAGGACGUGAAUAUAUAUCUUUUUCCCCUAUAAUUCAUUCAGACAUUGCAUAACACACACUGUGCCAAAAUUGUAUUUUGAAUAUUGCUGAAACUAUUUGUGGGAAUUGAACCUUUGUACUGUGAUUUUUCUCUGAGCUUUUGAAUUUUUAUUUUCAAGUUGGCUUGUGAAAGUGAACGGAUGCAUUGAUACAAUAAAAAUGCUGUGUCUGGCAAAAAAAUA